Molecule: messenger RNA, 2237 nt
Organism: Limulus polyphemus (Atlantic horseshoe crab)
Lineage: Eukaryota; Metazoa; Arthropoda; Merostomata; Xiphosura; Limulidae
Gene: net
Product: protein atonal homolog 8-like
Exons: 2
Coding region: 455-1381 (308 amino acids)
Molecular function (GO): DNA-binding transcription factor activity; protein dimerization activity
Source: RefSeq, a predicted model, not a curated record
CGCUGCAGGUUGUCAGCUGGCACAGUGCGUGACGGCCGCAUGUUAGCACAUCUGGUCACGCGCCGGCGUUACCAUGGCGACUUCAGCGACACUCCGCAUCCCCCAAGCAGUUCAGAAGGGGUCCUUGUAGUGUAGAGUAUGCGAAGAAAGAGGGCCAGUUCUCUCUUAUCUCAGCUAGGAACGCGACGUGGCUUAUAACACAGGACAGGUUGUUUAGUAUGGUCACUGAUGAAGCUUGGAUUUGAGUUGUACACCAAGUUUCAGAGGCAGUAGUCAAACUCAAAAGAACUUUAUUAGCUCUACUAAAGAUUACAUGUGCUAACAUUGUUAUGUGCGUUGAGCAUAACUUGUUUCUAGCUCGGAAAUUUGUGUAAUUUAUGAAAACUGUACACUCUUAGCUGUCUACCGGUUGUUUACUCAUUGCAGAAGAACCCAAACUCCUACCCCACACUUCAUGGAAUCCCAUUCCGCUACUGCAGAGCCCGUGAAUAGGGUAGCAGAAGCUGAUGCCAUGAGUGACGAUAGUGGAGUGGACUUGAGAACUUUGGCUGGAGCUUUGACCCCGGGAUCUAGCCGUAAGAACAAGCGAAAGUCGUCUGAGCCCAGGAGGAGGCGAGAGAUCUUACAAAUGAAGCAAUUUCGUUGGGAAAGUGACGGGAGCGACACAGAGCAGGGCUUUACUGACCGUCCGUCUAGUGGUGACAGUGGUUGCAUCCCUGACCCUAGUCCAACAGCCGUUGAUAUCAGUCUGUCCAGAGCUUCAACUUCUUCUCUUACAGAGUCUCGGGAGAGUGUAAUCCAACGACUGAAGUCCAAAGGAGUCCGUAAUUCGCGAGCUUCAUGCUCUUCUUUUGAUGAAGCAGGACCUUCAGGUUUAUCAGUGCACCAUUAUACUCAGCGCCAUCCUGCAUUCCAACAAGAACACCAGUUAACUGGAAAUGGUAUCAGUCAGUUCAACCUGGACGGGGCCACAAACAAGCCACAUGAGGAUCUUUGUAGGCUGGAACCUACACCUAGUGAAGAGGACAGUAUACAUCCUGCCCUAGCAGAACGCUUUACAGCGUCUCAGCGGCCAAGAAACUACAAAAACUUGAGUCGGCAAAGGAGAAUAGAGGCCAAUGCUAGAGAACGGACACGAGUUCAUACGAUCAGUGCAGCAUUUGAAAACCUUCGGCGGGCUGUUCCGGCUUAUGCCGAUAGCCAGAAGUUGUCCAAGCUGGCCAUUUUGAAGAUUGCUUGUGCCUAUAUCAUGGCUCUAGCCUGUUUGAACGAUCUCGAUUACAGCCGUGAGCAAAGUCGGCCAACAUUUGCUGAUUGUGUAGAUCUCUGCACUCGAACCAUUCAAGCCGAAGGAAGGGCACGCAGGAGAUCAAAGGAUUAAGUUUUCCCUCAAAGUAUAAUGUUCUGUCACCACUUGUCAUGGAUUUGUUUUGAGAAAAUAUGAUGUCCUGGUCAAGCUUUUAUCACUUUUGUUGGAGUGUCUCUAGAAGUUGGAUAUUGGUUAAAUUUUCAUCAUCUCUUAUGGAAUAUGGUGGUCAAGAUGUAACAGCUGUCAGUGACUGUCUUUAGAAAGCAGAAGAUCCUGGUCAAGUUAUCUCCAUCUGUCAGGGAAUGUUUCGGACAGUACAAAACAAUGUCCUGAUCAAACUGUUACCUCCUGCCAUGGAUUAUCCUGGUCAAGCUAUAAUAGCUGUCAGUAACUGUCUGUAGAAUUAGAAAACUGUGUUCAAGUUAUCUCUGCAUGUUAAAGACUGGUUCUAGAAACAGAAAUCCUGGUCCAACUUCUACAAAUGUAUGCCCUCAUGAAGCUGUUACUGUUUAUCAGUGAUUUUUAUAAGAUGUUCCAGUUACACUAUCAUAAUCUGUUAUGAACUGUCCCUCUGAAACAAAAUAUUCUGGUUAAUUUAAGAAGUAAAUGCUUUCACCAAAUUGCAGUAAAUUUCUAAAACAAUCUUUAUAAAAUAAAAACACACCAGCAAAGCUAUUACCAACAUUUAUACACUGUCUGUAACAAGUAUAAAUACUCCAAACAACAUAUCACCCACUCUACUAAACUAUCGUUAGCAAAUAAACAGUACUCCAACAAAGAUGACAUCAAUUUUCCUACUUUCUUCAGCAAGUAAAAAGUAAUCCAACCAAGUUAUCAACAACUCUUCUAGAUUAUCUUUAACAAGUAAAAAUACUCUAACUAAGUUAUCAACAACUCUUCUAGAUUAUCUUUAACAAGUAAAAAUACU